Striga asiatica is the source of this 279-nucleotide messenger RNA. The record is from the annotation of a GenBank genome assembly. NCBI's taxonomy places the organism in Eukaryota, Viridiplantae, Streptophyta, Magnoliopsida, Lamiales, Orobanchaceae.
AUGGCGCAGUUCUUCAAGUCGAGCGCCUUCGACAACUCGACGAGCGUCGUGUGGAGGAUCGUGUGCCGGUCGAGGGACUUGCGGAUCUCUUGGGUGAGCAUGCGGACGUGCAAUCCGGCCUCCUUGCGCUUCGUUAUCAACGCGACCUCGCGGUCGAGGUCCCACGUCUUUUUCUUCAACAGAUGUUCUCGAGCCUUUAGUUUCAAGAGCAAGGGGAGGAGGGUGACGAGGGUUAUGGCGGUCGCGAACGAGACUAAGGCGGUGAGGAAUUUGAAGACG